AUGCGUCUGUGCAGCCUUUUGAUUUGCACGCUGGCCACUGCGGUGUGUGCUGCUCCUACAGCUGGCCCGCUGGGCGCACAACUCGGUGUCAAGUUCAGCAAACGGCAGGAUGAGCUCCCCACUCUGACCCUCCCUUACGGGACAUGGCGGGCAUCAGAAUACAACGCAGAUGCUGAUGUGUACACCUUCAAGAACAUCAGGUUUGCCGCCCCACCCACUGGGGACAACCGUUGGCGCAAGCCUCAGCCACCGGCCAACAACGACACCAUCCAGGACGGGAGCUACGGGCCGAUCUGCGUUCAAGCUCCGAUCGAAGGGCUCAAUCUCCUCGGCCCCGGCAACAACGCUCCCAUUGGUGGAGCCGUCAACCAGUUCUUGGCCGGGAUCCCUGUUCCCAUCUUUGAAGGUGGCUCCGAGGACUGUCUCUUCUUGGAUUUGUUUGUUCCUGGAGAUGCUGUACGAGGCCCUGACACAAAAAGCCUGCCGGUGAUUGUGUGGAUCUAUGGGGGAGCAUAUGUGUUCGGCAGCAAAGAUGCACUUGAUUUGAUUGGGUUCUACAGCGGAACGGGUCUGAUCCAACAAUCCGGCGGGAACGUCGUCUACGUCGCUGGCAAUUAUCGCCUGGGAACCUACGGGUUUCUUGCUGGAGAGACCGUGGAGAACGAGGGUGUGCCUAAUGCUGGAUUCUGGGACCAGAGAGCGGUCUUCCAAUGGGUCCAAGACUACAUUGGACUGGUCGGCGGAGACCCCACAAACGUCAACGCCUGGGGUGAGAGUGCGGGAGCCGGCUCGAUCCUGCAUCACCUUACAGCGCAAGGUGGCACCCUUGACCCUCUAUUCAAGAGGGCAGUUGCGCAGAGCUCGGCAUUCCAAAUCAUGUGGGAUCGGAAAGGCACUCUUGAGAACAUCUAUCAAAAUUUCACCACGCUUGCUGGCUGCGAGGGCCAAGGGCUCGAGUGUCUCCGCGCAGUUGACUCGGCAACCCUUGACACUGCCAACGAAGCUUUGAUCAGGGACGCGCCGGAAAGUGCUUUCAACAUUGGUCCCGCUGCAGACGGAGACUACGUGCGUCAACUUCCCAUGCUAGAGUUCGCGUCAGGAAACUACUGGAAGGACCUGGAGUCCCUUAUCAUCAGCCACACGGCCGACGAGGCUGAAUUGUUCGUUGAUGGACACAUUCAGACGGACGAAGAGUUCAACGGAUUCAUCGACUCUGUCUUCCCAGAGUAUGCCAAAGAGGCCGGGAUCAACGCUGCCAUCGAGGAGUUCUACCCACCGGUCUCGACCAACGAUACGUACGCCACGGAGACGGAGCGGACCAAGGGGUUUGUGCGCGACUCGUCCUUCACGUGCUGGUCGCGCUUCCUGACGGACGCGUACGACGGCAAGACGUGGAACAUGCAGUACAGCGUGACGCCGGGUUGGCAUGGGACGGACCUACUGCCCGCUUUCUACCAGGUUUACGUGUCGUUCGGCGACGACGUUGCGUUUCCGUUGCUGCCGGGGUUCGGGUCAUUUGCAACAGCGUACCAGUCGUACCUGACGUCGCACGCGCGCUCUGGCGACCCAAACACGUACGCGGCCACGAUCAACAUACCGCCGGCGAUCAACUGGCCCCGUCCCACGACGGGCGGCGAGGAUUUGGGCAACGUGCUGAACGUGGGGGACCUCGGCUUCUCGCUGACCACGGACGACCAGCUGCCCAAGAGCGAGUGCGACUUCAUCCUCGAGCUGGCUGCCGCGGUGACCAAUGUCGGCGGGUAUGCAGUGCCGGGGACGGCACAGCCGCAGAGCUUGGUGGAGUUCGACGGGGACCCGAGUGCGAACUACGAGUGA
This is a messenger RNA of Diplodia corticola, 1836 nucleotides long. Its product is annotated as carboxylesterase family protein. The transcript has 6 exons. The record is from RefSeq and is a predicted model, not a curated record. Lineage: Eukaryota; Fungi; Ascomycota; Dothideomycetes; Botryosphaeriales; Botryosphaeriaceae. Bases 1 to 1836 code for a protein of 611 amino acids.